Molecule: messenger RNA, 1744 nt
Organism: Manis javanica (Malayan pangolin)
Lineage: Eukaryota; Metazoa; Chordata; Mammalia; Pholidota; Manidae
Gene: KRT35
Product: keratin 35
Biological process (GO): intermediate filament organization; epithelial cell differentiation
Cellular component (GO): cytoskeleton
Molecular function (GO): structural molecule activity
Source: RefSeq, a predicted model, not a curated record
CCAAGAUCUAUCACCUGUGUCUGGGCUGCUGCGGCCAUGGCUUCCAAGUGCCCCAAGGCCAGCUUCUCCUCCACAUCUUUCAAGGGCCCGGGAGGGGCCGGUGGGGGCUCUGCUCGUGUGUCCACAACCUACUCCAGUCGCUCUUGCAGGCUCCCCAGCCUCUCCCGUGGAGCCUGGAGCUUCUCCUCGUGCUCAGCUGGGCCAGGCAGGAGCAGCUGCAGGGCCUCCGGCUGCCUCCCUGCUCUCUGCCUCCCCUCCGGAGGCUUUGCCACCAGCUACAGCAUGGGUGGGGGCUGGUUCGGGGAGAGCAUCCUCACCAGCAGCGAGAAAGAGACCAUGCAGUGCCUGAACGACCGCCUGGCCAGCUACCUGGAGAAGGUGCGCCAGCUGGAGCAGGAGAAUGCCAGCCUGGAGAACCGCAUCCGGGAGUGGAGUGAACAGCAGGUGCCCUAUCUGUGCCCCGACUACCGGUCCUACUUCCGGACCAUCGAGGAGCUCCAGAAGAAGACCCUGUGCACCAAGUCAGAGAAUGCCAGGCUGGUGGUGCAGAUUGACAAUGCCAAGCUGGCUGCUGAUGAUUUCAGGACCAAGUACGAGAUGGAGUUGUCCAUGCGGCAGCUGGUGGAGUCAGACAUGAAUGGCCUGCGCAGGAUCCUGGAUGAUCUGACCUUGUGUAAAGCUGACCUGGAGGCCCAGGUGGAGUCCUUGAAGGAGGAGCUGCUGUGCCUUAAGAAGAACCACGAGGAGGAAGUGAAUGCACUGCGCUGCCAGCUUGGCGACUGGCUCAGUGUCGAGGUGGAUGCAGCCCCACCUGUUGACCUGAACCGUGUUCUGGAAGAGAUGAGGUGUCAGUAUGAGACCCUGGUGGAGAAUAAUCGCAAGGAUGCUGAAGAUUGGUUCAACACCCAGACUGAGGAGCUAAACCAGCAGGUGGUGUCCAGCUCGGAGCAGCUGCAGUCCUGCCAGGUGGAGAUCACUGAGCUGAGACGCACGGUCAAUGCCCUGGAGAUAGAGCUGCAGGCCCAGCACAGCACGAGAAAUGCUUUGGAGUCCACGCUAACGGAGACCGAGGCCCGCUACAGCUCCCAGCUGUCCCAGCUGCAGCGCAUGAUCACCAGCGUGGAGUCCCAGCUGGCCGAGAUCAGGGGUGACCUGGAGCGGCAGAACCAGGAGUACCAGGUGCUGCUGGACGUGCGGGCCCGGCUGGAGGGUGAGAUCAACACGUACCAGGGGCUGCUGGAGAGCGAGGACUGCAAGCUCCUCUGCACCCCAUGUGCACCUGACCACUCGCCCUCCAAGUCAUGCCUCCCCCGUCUCCCUGCGGCCUCCUGUGGUCCUGGUGCAGCACGCACAGCCUGCAGCCCCCGCCCCAUUUGUGUGCCCUGUCCAAGGGGCCGACUCUGAGAGAGACUGGCCUCAAAAGCCAAGGCCAUUGCCUCCAGGGCUGGAAUUGGCUUUCUAUUCAGCCCUAACCCUAAAGCCCAAUCUCCUUUUUUCAUAUAGAGCCCAGGCCCAGGGCCUGGCCCUGAGAGGGCUUACUGCGAAUACAUGCCUUAAAGUUGCUCAAAGCCUGUCACUAAGGUUGGCUGCCCCUGAAGGCCUCAACUCCUCAUCAUUUCAGUGGUGGUCCAGGGUCUCUCUUCUCAGACUGCCUCAUGGGUCAGGCUUUCCUUUGGGUGCUGCUGCAGUGGGUUCUAAAAUGCAGUAGAGGGCUUCUGCUGGUGGAACAAUAAAGUUCAUUUGC